AAUAAUAAAAGCUUUUUUGAGUUCGAGCAGUGAAGUAGUGUCGGGAGAAUCGGUAUCGGAGCAAUUCGAAUCGCAAAGUAGAUCAAAAUGAAUCAUAGCAUAGUGGUAGCCGCGUUGGUGAUGUUACUUUGUACUGCGUCAGUGUUAUGUGGUUAUUGUGACAAUUACUAUAAACAGCUAAAUAGAAUCGAUUCCACGCUAAACCAGAUAGCCAGGGAGCACAGUAUCGGCUUUUAUGGAUAUGAACAAACCUAUAGCGAAAAGGCCAAGUAUGUGAUAGAUCAACUACACGCCAAGAUCGUCAACCUCAACAGAAAUCGAGGCUCAGGUCAGUGCAAGGCGUUGGAGGAUGAAAUCGACAGAAUGAAUGCAGCGUUUUUCAUCGAGAAGGAAGGUCUGGAAGACUACACGGUUCGAUUGCAGAAAUUGUCCCGCUACCUGAACGAUCGUGACGAACUUCAACUCAAGGAAGUGGAAAAACAGAAAACUUUGCAAAUGUUGUGCAGAGAGAAAAAUUUGGACCUGAACGAUGCUGUGAGGGCAAUGAACAAAACCAUCAAUGAGCAUGCGGCAAAGAUUCGAGACCAAGGUGCACAAAUCGCGAAGCUGCAAGAAGAGAAACGCAAGCUGGUUGCAAAAGUCAACAAAAACGCAGCGGCUAUUGAUGGCCAAACUGGAACCGUUACCGGGACCGAAGAGCCAGUUGUGGCGAAGGAUGUGCGAACUUCUGGUGAUGGGACCGAUGAAUUACAAGCACCGAUUACGAACACCACUGAAAGAGUAAAAAAUGAUGCCUCAUUAGUUGAUGGAAAACAAAAGUAAAUCAACGACGAUUAGCGGCGUUCAAUUCGUGUAUGUGGGACAAGCAGUAAUGAAAACACUUUAUUGAUAACAAAAAAAAAUCAGGCGAAAUUGUGUACAAUAAGCUUCGAGCAAAUGUUUCGUAAACUUCAGAAUAUAAAUACACUGAAAACCCCCCGCA
Molecule: messenger RNA, 982 nt
Organism: Toxorhynchites rutilus septentrionalis
Lineage: Eukaryota; Metazoa; Arthropoda; Insecta; Diptera; Culicidae
Exons: 1
Coding region: 88-822 (244 amino acids)
Source: RefSeq, a predicted model, not a curated record